This is a messenger RNA of Phymastichus coffea, 1277 nucleotides long. RefSeq names its product arginine-hydroxylase NDUFAF5, mitochondrial. Gene Ontology annotation, cellular component: mitochondrion. The transcript is spliced from 4 exons. NCBI's taxonomy places the organism in Eukaryota, Metazoa, Arthropoda, Insecta, Hymenoptera, Eulophidae. The coding region runs from base 115 to 1185 and encodes 356 amino acids. Gene Ontology annotation, biological process: mitochondrial respiratory chain complex I assembly. The record is from RefSeq and is a predicted model, not a curated record.
ACUUAUUUUUGCUGUAUUGCAUUUUUAUUUUGUAAUUAUUUUAGUAAUGAAAAAAACUUUAUAAUAAAAGGGUGGAAUGUAAUAUAAACUUUGAUUGUUGUUUAAGCUAUUAUCAUGUUGUACAAACUUCAUCAAUGUCUGUCACAACAUUCUUUUAUCCAUUAUAAUAACUUGUUUUGUAAUCGAAUCAAAAGACAAAUAUCAAUAUCUAAAACAGUAUUAGCUCUACCUCCUAAUAGUGUUAUGUACGUUUUCGACCGAAACUCAAAGUUGUUGCAAAGGGAACGUGCAGCACAAGCACCAGAUGUCAAUGUUUAUGACUAUAUAAAAGAUGAAGUAGGUUAUAGACUUUCAGACAGAAUAUUUGAUAUUAAAAGAAAAUUCAAAAGAGCUUUGGAUUUAGGCUGUGGCCGUGGAUAUAUUUCAAAAUACAUUUUAAAAGAAUCAGUUGAUGAGCUUGUUUUGGCAGAUUUAAGCCCAAGUUGGCUGGAACAAGCACAAUCAUCAGAAGGAGUUAAAGUUGUAAAAAAGAUUCUUGAUGAAGAAGAGUUUUCACUUGAGCCAGAGAGUUUUGACUUUGUUGUAAGUUGUCUAAGCUUACACUGGGUCAAUGAUUUACCUGGAUGUUUUAGUCGAAUAAUGAAUUGUCUUCAAAAAGACGGUGUAUUUAUGGCUGCUGUAUUUGGUGGUGAUACACUCUACGAAUUAAGGGGAUCUUUGCAAUUGGCAGAAUUAGAAAGAGAUGGUGGUAUAGCACCACAUAUUUCACCUUUUACUGAGAUUAGAGAUAUUGGUAGUUUAUUGACAAGAGCAGGUUUUUCAAUGUUGACUAUUGAUACAGAUGAAAUUGUCAUUGGAUAUCCAUCUAUAUUUGAACUUAUGUGGGAUUUAAAAGGGAUGGGAGAAAAUAAUGCUGCAAAAAAUAGAAAAUUACAUUUAAAAAGAGAUACAUUACUAGCUGCUUCUGCUAUUUACGAUGAAAUAUAUGGUAAAUUGAAAGAUGAUGGAACUAGAUAUAUGCCAGCUACUUUCCAAAUUAUUUAUAUGGUUGGCUGGAAACCAGAUGAAUCCCAACCAAAGCCUAUUGAAAGAGGAUCAGGAGAAAUAUCCUUGAAAGAUAUUUAUAGGAUUGACGAAAUUGUUAAAGGGAAGACCAAAGUGAAGUUAACAGAUGAAGAUAAAUAAUUUAUAAAAAUUAUUAUUUGUAAAAAUAAAAUAUCUGUAAAUAAUGUACAAAACUAAAGUGACAAAAAAUAAUUUAUUUCAUUUUAUAAAUA